Molecule: messenger RNA, 1206 nt
Organism: Dioszegia hungarica
Lineage: Eukaryota; Fungi; Basidiomycota; Tremellomycetes; Tremellales; Bulleribasidiaceae
Exons: 3
Coding region: 1-1206 (401 amino acids)
Biological process (GO): regulation of DNA-templated transcription
Molecular function (GO): DNA-binding transcription factor activity
Source: RefSeq, a predicted model, not a curated record
AUGUCAAACAUCGCCACCAGCUCCAAGCGCGCCCUCCCUUCCUCAUCUUCUACCCCAUCAGCCAAGCGUCCACGCCCUUCUACGUCCAGCGCCGAAUCAUCACAUCACGAUGAGGAAAUGGACGAGGAUGACGUUGGACCUAUCGACGAGACGCUGAAGGAGAAGCUGGCGAGAAAGGAUGCCAGGACCAUCCGGAAUCGCGAAUCUGCCCAAAGGUCUCGGAACCAGCGCAAAGCCCAUCUCGCAUGGCUUGAGGUCCGCGUCGUCGAGCUCGAGGAGGAGAAUCGGCGAUUACGGAGUGGCCCGAGCGGGUCGACGACCCUCGCGUCAAACACACCGAAGUCAGCCGUCGGUCAGGUCGCUGUGAGCGCACCAUCCCCGCUCGCAGAGGGUUCUCCAUCAUUAUUCUCGCUCGACCUCGGAUCCAGCGGACCAUCACUCGGCGGUAUCAACCUCGCCGCGGUCGCUCCUCCACCGCCGGGCGUCAAGCUUGAAGAGUGUCCCGUCACUUCGGCCGACGCGCUGCAGAUCGAGGUAGCCUCUCUGCGCGCUCGGAACAGUCACCUCGAGGGGCUCGUCAAGCACAUGAUGGCUUUGUCCAACCUCGGCGCUGGGAUCGCGGAGCCAGUCUCUGUCGCUCCGCCACCACUACCCUCCGCGAUGGACAUCCCUCCCCUUGACUGGGACUCCAUCUUCAUUCCCCAACCUACCGACUCCAUCGCACCCGUCAACUCUUCCACCUUCUCGCAACCCUCCUCACUCAUCUCACCCACCCUCUACACCCUCUCCACACCUCAAACCACCAUCGACACCACCCAACAAUCAUCCCCCGACCUUCUCGCUUGCCACCCAGCAGCGGUGGCGACCCCCCCUGUGCAAACAGAGGGGUCCCUGCAGCGGGCGAGAACGGACUCGGGCUUGAUUUUGGGCAUGUCGGCGGCGGUGCACCGGGGUGGAUUCAGGGGGAUGGAUACCUUCUUCUCCUUUGCCGGGCCCAACCAGGGCAUGGCGGAGUGGACCAACCAAGAAGGGUCGGGCGAGGUGCGACCGGCGGAGAAUGAGUGGAGCCGCGCCGAAUUGGAGUGGGAUGAGGGGAUGAUCAGAUUGUUGGCGGAUCUGGAGGGCGAGGCAGGGGGAGUACAGGGGGAGACGGUGGAGCGGGGGACGCCGGUGGGAGUGGCGGAGAGGAGAGAAGUAGUGGCGUAA